This is a messenger RNA of Paramacrobiotus metropolitanus, 2876 nucleotides long. RefSeq names its product heat shock 70 kDa protein-like. Lineage: Eukaryota; Metazoa; Tardigrada; Eutardigrada; Parachela; Macrobiotidae. Gene Ontology annotation, cellular component: cytoplasm. The record is from RefSeq and is a predicted model, not a curated record. The transcript has 2 exons. Gene Ontology annotation, molecular function: heat shock protein binding; ATP binding; ATP-dependent protein folding chaperone. Gene Ontology annotation, biological process: cellular response to unfolded protein; protein refolding. The coding region runs from base 1505 to 2767 and encodes 420 amino acids.
AAUUGCUUAGAUUUGGGGAAACGGAUAACGUGCAUACAAGAAUAUUUCGCCAAUCGGAUCGUAUUAGGAAGAAGACCUAAAGGAUCCAGGCGGAAAUAUUUCGAUGGAGGUUCAGUCGGAUACUUUCGGAAAAUGCUGUCGGUACAGUUUCGGAGAGGAGGAUUACAUUGGUCGCGGUACUUUUGGUAUUGUGUACAGAGCAAGGAUAACCGAUCCCGGUGACUUUACCGGAAAUCACACCGUGGCUGUCAAAAUGAUCCACCUACACAAAGAAUCCGCAGUUUUGUCCUCCAAAGAUAAUUGGGACAGAUGGCGCAACCGGAUGCAGUUCCUUCUGACGUUUCAGCAGGAGCAUCUCGUGCGUUACCAUCAAGUGAGUAUCGCACGAUCAUCGGCGUUCGGCGGAGUGUCUGUCAAGCUGAUGAUGGAUUAUUACGCUGAUGGAGACCUUGCCAAUCUGCUAAAAACCAAAAGCUUCCGGAUCUAUCAACGGCCAUUCUUAACGCCAUUGAAAUAGCGCAAGGAGUCAGUUAUCUCCACGUGAAUAACAUCAUUCACGGCGACAUCAAACCAGGAAAUGUGCUGGUCCACCGAGUCGGUAAUCACAACAGACUGGUACUCGGGGAUUUGGAUGAUCUAGUUCAGAUGCAGCAGAGUGUCACCUGCUCGUGUGACAUUCGCAAUAUCCGAGGGACUCUUCGCUAUAUGUCACCGGAACUUUUGAAGAAGCAGGCAGAAUCUGGGAUGUGUUAUACUAGAGAUAGUGAACAACGCUGUAGGAAAUAAUAGCCGAAGAUUACACCGAGCUUCGGGAGUAGUACAGGAUACCGAUACGAUUCCGGAUACACGGUACGCUAAUCUGAUAUUGGAAGGCUACGCGCCAUUGAUAGCACUUUCCGUGCCGGUAGAAAUAGCAAAAUGUAUCUCCUCUUGCUUUGCUGCACCAAAUUCUCGAAUCUCAUCAUCUGAACUCCGGCAAAAAUUAAUGAAUCUGAAAAAAGCGAAUGAACUGCCAGAAAAAGCGAUCGACACCCUCGCUAUAGCAGUGUUGUUGUCUACCGCGAUGGUCGACUGGAAACAAUUUUUGAGCCACUCCAAAAGGAGCCAGUAAUACCAAACUGUGUAGCGUUCGAUGAAAGCAGCAUAUAUGGAACAAAUAUUCUAUACGGUCAAGAAGCAGUGGAUUGUCUGGAAAUCAAUCCAAAAAAUUGCAUCUACAAUCUCCGAUGUAUGAUUGGACGGCGAUUCGACCACGAUAUCGUGACAAAACAAAAAAAUCUUGUGCUCUACAAUGUGGUAAACGAAGACGGGAGUCCAAGGAUCCAGAUAAGUGAAAAUGGAGGAAGUAUAAUUUACUCGGUGGAAGAAACAACUUCCCUCUUCCUGCGCUACUUUAUGCAUCUUGCCGGGGAUAAACAAACUUUGCACGAUCGCCAAAUGAAAAGCGCUGUGAUAACUGUUCCAGCGUAUUUUAAUAUCGCGCAACGUCGGGCCAGCGGCGACCAUGGCGGGAAUAGAAAAGGUGCGGCUGUUAGAUGAGCCAAUCGCAGCCGUUAUACCGUAUAUAAGGAGUUUCUCUCGCGGGAAACGAUUUGUCUUAGUACUAGAUUUUGAUAGCCAACAACUAGCGGUCUCUAUCGUGAAAGUCGAUAUAUCUGGCGCGCAACUUACACGUAUCGGAUUACAUUCAUCGCUGUUCACGAGCUUUUUAGGAGAAAAAUGUAUCGACGAGCGGAUUUUCGAGCAUUUAUUUGGAAUAAUCCAGGAUGUCUACAGCGUCAAGUUAACUGGAAACAGAACGGCGGAACGAUGCUUGGCAUCCGCAUGCAAGCAGAUAAACGGAGACGAUCGCCACAUCAUCGAAAUUCCUCGUCUGCUUGGUGGAAACGCUUUUUCUAUGAGCGUCUCACAGUCGAUGCUGAAAAGCUUAUGCAUAGAUCUAUUCCAUAAAAUCGUCACACCGAUCGAAAAAGUGCUGGUAAAAGCCAGUUUAACUGCGAGCGAUGUGGUGGAUGUUGUUAUGGUGGGAUGUGGGCGGUUUGUUCCACAAAUCACAGAUGUCCUAACGGAGUUCUUCCCUAUCGUAAAGAUACAUGCAGCUGUUGAUCCAACGAUCGCCAUUGCGGAAGGAGCUGCUCUAUUGGCAUCCAAUCUGUUGGAUAGAACUGGCGAACGCAUUGAAAUAAACCAGCGGCUGCCAUAUACGCUUACAGCACAUGUCAGUGGUAGCGCCCCGAUUCCGGUGAUAAAGAAAUGGAGUCGUUUGCCGGUCGAAAACCAAAUAGUGUUCACAGCGUCAGUCGGUAAUCAGCGCUUUAUUGACAUUGAUGUCUUUGAGGGAGAGAACAGCAUAAAGAACUUCCUGAGCACAUACAAGUUUUUCAAUAUAACACCGUUUACGGAAAGUCUUCCACUUCUGACUGCACACUUUACAAUCGAUGCUGACAAAGUGCUGACAGUCACCGCAGCGGAUGGCGAGGGAGAAGAACGCCCAGUAUUCAGAUCCGACAGCCUGAACUUCCUCGACCGGGGUUGGGAAAUGUUCGACGAGCAGAGAGCGAAGGAAGCUAAAGAUGCUCUAGAAAAAGCCCUGGACAGUGCCCAGCAUUAUGUGGCGUAUGAUGAUCACACGCGCGGUGUACGAUUACAAACGCUUAGUUCGUGGUUUUAUAGAACCCGAGAUUCGGUGCAGCCAGUAAAAAUUAUGACAGAUGGUCUCGUGUGUUGCAAACUAUUUUGGCAUGAUAUUGUUGGAUACAAGAAAUGAAGUCGUCUGCGCCUCCGCAUUUCUUGUUGUCCUCAGCCGGUCUAGAUUAGUGUAUUGAUAAAUUUUUAAAUUUCCGAAGCGAAAUCUUACGCCCUUAACGGGCAGUGUC